AUGGAAGCCCCUACAUCUCCCACUGCCAAGCUCAUCAAGGAUCUGCUAGGCGAGAACCCCAUCUCCGAGGAGGACCUCACAACCUUGAUAACACAUCUUGAGACAGCCGCACUUACCACAGUAGACUAUCUGGCAAGAGCACCUUCGACUCUCAUCGACGUUGUCAUUAACAAGUAUCCCAACGAAACUGCCAAAGCUUUGGCUAGGUUGAGACUUAAUGUCAUUAUCGAGGAGGCUCAGGCGAGGAAAGCUCUGAAGCGCAAGCGCGCAGAGUUUGAGGUUGAAUCAUUCGAUUUAACUAAAGGGCUCAUCAAUCUGGUCUCACAUGUUGGUCCUAUCGGGAGGAAAGCUCCACCUGACAUGAUACCUCAGACCAGGUUCCUCACAAAGCUACAGAAGGAUCCUUAUAUGUAUGUCCGCAUGAGCGAGCUGCACUCGGCCUUGGAUCUUGAUGACCCGACCAUUACCACCAAAGAAAAUCUGGAAACUGGUAAGCCGGUCCAUGUACGUCUUGCUCCUUCUCGUCCAGUAGUCUCUCUCGGUCAUUGGAUUACCUGUUUUAUGAGAUAUGGUGUGGCACUCAUGAUGAUUCUCUCUUCUAGAGAAGAAGUAUCACCUCUCGCAAUUCUAUCGUACGUGUCGCUUGCGGUGAAAUUGUCCGAAACGAAAGGUUUUUCUAUUGCAGCAACAUUUGAUCAGCAGUAUAGGGCUAGAGCAGCUGGUUAUAGAGCCCGAGGAUGGAACUGGGCAUCAAUCCUCGCUGAUCCUGGAACUGUUGAUUCCGCCCUUCUUGUAAGUGCAAGAGUGGGGGCUCUCAAGGAGGAGUCCUCAACUAAACACCAACGUGAUUUGAAAACCGUUGUAUGCAAGUAUUUUCGGCAAGGCCGAUGUUUGCAAGGAGACAAGUGUCGAUUCAAACAUUCUGUUGAAGAGAGCAAGCCCAAUGCCCCGAAGUCCUACUUUGAUGAGUCAGUCGAGAAAGCCUUUCGCAAGAACAGAGACCCCCCGAGCCCCAAAAGGAGCCGUAAAGCACCAUUGCCAGAAGUCGGCAAGUAA
Perkinsus marinus ATCC 50983 is the source of this 1056-nucleotide messenger RNA. RefSeq lists its product as hypothetical. Gene Ontology annotation, molecular function: metal ion binding. NCBI's taxonomy places the organism in Eukaryota, Perkinsozoa, Perkinsida, Perkinsidae. The record is from RefSeq and is a predicted model, not a curated record. The coding region runs from base 1 to 1056 and encodes 351 amino acids. The transcript has a single exon.